This is a messenger RNA of Octopus sinensis (East Asian common octopus), 2169 nucleotides long. RefSeq lists its product as uncharacterized. Bases 220 to 1566 code for a protein of 448 amino acids. Gene Ontology annotation, cellular component: centrosome; spindle pole. The transcript has a single exon. The record is from RefSeq and is a predicted model, not a curated record. NCBI's taxonomy places the organism in Eukaryota, Metazoa, Mollusca, Cephalopoda, Octopoda, Octopodidae.
CAACAAUAAAAAAGUACGAAACUACAAAUAUUGGUUGUCAGUCCAUUAUUGUACGGUUUCCUAGCAAUUACAACACAGUUCGCUCAAUGGUUUUCGUAAAUACCGUUGUGAACCUACCAGUUUAACUUAGUGUUCUAAAAUUGCGCGUGUAUUCACGUUACAAUCCUUUUUAUCACAAUCUCUUUUUUAAAUUGAUAUAUUUUAACAGUAAAAGCACAGAUGUCGGCUGGAGAUCUUGUAAACAGUCUAGGUAAGCUUGAAAGUAAGCUGAAACAAGUAAAAUUUCCUAAUUAUCGUAGAUCAGACUUCCUUUCAGGAACUUUGGAUGUCUACCUUGCUGUAUACGGUUAUGUGUUUUCAUCGUUUAAUUGCGAAUUUAGUAAAGCUAUUGCUGAAAGAGGCUUGGAACUUUAUGGUAAAACUAACAAACACUUCGUCGACAAUCUCUAUCGCAUAGUGCGAGAUGUUUUGUGUUAUAAACCUCCCAUUACAAAAAAUAUGUUCUUGAUUGAUAGAGCCUUUAUUGAGAUGAAAAUGAUCAUGUGUACACAUAUUUUGGAUUUAGUUCUACAAAAAUGUAAAGAGUUCCCGACUGUGACACGUAGAAGUGGUCGCUGCAAAACUCGAAUUUUAACCAACAAAUCUAAUACGAACGAAGGACCUGGCCCGAGAAAUAGUAUAAACACCGCUAAUGAAGAACCUGCUAAAUCUGUUAAAGUGUUAAAUCCUACAUCUUCCGUAUAUCAUCUUGAUAACAAUACACACUUUUAUAAUCAACAAAAUGCCACCAGAUCUCACUUACAUAAACCUGAACACAAUCGAGAAGACACACAAACUGAAAAAACGGAUAAGGCCGACUAUUCCAUUAAACCGCAUCUUGGGAAAAAAUUGUUCCAUGCUUGUUCUUCUUUAGGGAUUCCAAAGAACUAUCAAAUUACUCAAUUUGUAUUGCCUCCGAAUUCAAAAGGUUGUGUAAUUCUUGAAAAACAGAAAUCAAACAUUAAGAAACUCCCAGUAAGUGUUGAAAUAGGACCCUUUCCAAAGAAAGAAAAAACCCAAGAACUUUUAAUAAUCCAGAAUGAAAACUUAAAUCAUCCAUCAAACUGUGUUGAGGAACAGGAUGAUCACAUUUCAAACACUAUUCCUAAAGUAGUAAGAUGUCCACUAACUAGAACCUCCCAAAAUGCUGAAAAGAUUUCAAAUUCUUCAAAAGAAAUUAAUCAUGACCCCAUGAUGGAAAACAUUUCAGAAACUGUAGUCAAAUCUGCAAAGAUUCUUCUGGAUUUACAACAGAAAAAUCCAGAAGGAAAGAUAUUAAAUUCUUCUAAAAUGUUUGUAGGCAAAGAAAAUUCUCCAGUAUUAUCAUCAUUAGACACGAAAAUCACUCCUGUUGAGCCUCAACAGUGUCCAAAAGAAAAUUUCACAAAGAACCAAACUUGUUUUCAUCCCUCUUCUGUUGAACUGGGUGUUACCUGUAAAAAAGAAUUGGAUUAUUGCCUUGCCAAAAUGAAUUUGAUGGAAUGUGCUAUUAAAUCUUUAGAAUCUAAAUUAGAAAAUCUGUCAUAAACUCCAAUUUGAUAUAUUUUAAAUUAACAACUAUAUUGUAUUGAAAAUAUGAGCAUUAAUACUAUGAAUUGUAAUUAUAAAUAUGUAAAUCAUUUGGGUAUAUAUAAAGGUAUGUGUGUGUGUGUGCCGCAGGUUUUGAUAUGUAUGUUUUUAUAUGCUAUUCAAUAUUAAUGCAUUUAUAAUAUUCAGUUUUAUCAAAUUAUUAUUAGUUCCUUUUUCAAAUUUCAUGUAUAUUAAAUUACAAUCUUAUUACAUUCAUUUAAAAAAAAAAAAAUUACUACAUAAAGGAUACUUGGCAUUGUCCAGGAAAUAAAAUACAGCUGGUGGCCAAUUUCUUGAAUGAAAAUAAUGGUAAUUUUGCCUAGAUUUAUUACUUCAAAUACAAUGCUUAUUUUAUUUGUAAGGUAUAUAUGUGUGUUGUGCAGCAGGUUUUUCAUGUCUUUGCAUAUCCUCAGUAGCUCAUGUCUCACUACAUGGCAACGAGACAUGGGCUGUGACUACUGAGGAUAUGUGAAAACUUGAAAGAAAUGAAACCAGCAUGCUAGGUUGGAUGGGUAAUGUCAGUAUGCAUAUAUGACUGAGUGUAAGUGAUUUGAGAGAAAA